Aspergillus versicolor CBS 583.65 is the source of this 1753-nucleotide messenger RNA. Its product is annotated as NADPH:quinone oxidoreductase family protein. Bases 294 to 1322 code for a protein of 342 amino acids. Gene Ontology annotation, cellular component: mitochondrion. NCBI's taxonomy places the organism in Eukaryota, Fungi, Ascomycota, Eurotiomycetes, Eurotiales, Aspergillaceae. Gene Ontology annotation, molecular function: oxidoreductase activity; zinc ion binding. The transcript has 2 exons. The record is from RefSeq and is a predicted model, not a curated record.
ACUAUCAGCUCUCAGAUAUCUGGUCCUUGAUAAAAUAUAUAAUGAAAUGGUAUGGUUAUUAGUAAUAUAGACAUGGCGGCUUUCGGUAGCUUAUCCGACAACCUCGGCAUCAUGGUCCUCCUCAGUCGCCUUGCGGGGAACGCAUCAGACGGAGACCUGUCUCCAAGUUUCUUCAAUCCCGAUUCAACAGUAGUGGUAUAAAUCCCAUAAUCCCACCUCAUCUUUGUUUCAUUGAUUAUCUUCUUCCUUGAACGGUAAUUUCCCUCCUUUGGCAGUUUCCAAUUCACGUCGUCAUGCGCGCUAUCCAAGUAAAGGAAUAUGUCAAGGGUCCUCUCGACCUCACCGUUAGCACCCUCCCAACGCCUUCCCCGUCUCCCUCUUCUUACCUCAUCGAAAUCCACUCCGCGGGAACAAACUUCUUCGACCUGCUCCAGAUCCGAGGCAAAUACCAACACCAACCGCCCCUUCCGUGGGUCGGGGGGGCCGAGUUCGCAGGUAUAAUCGCCGCUCUCCCAACUGAAGGUGGCCCAUGGAAAUAUAAAGUCGGCGACCGCGUGUUUGGUGCCACUCAGGGUGCAUAUGCUACGCAUGUUCUUGCGCCUGAACAGACCCUCCUCCCCGUACCGGCGGGAUGGAGCUUCGAGGACGCAGCAGGCUUGUUCGUCACAGCGCCGACAUCGUAUGGCGGGUUAGUGCACAGGGCUAAAGUGCAGCCUGGCGAGUGGGUGCUUGUUCAUGCCGCUGCUGGUGGGGUUGGGCUUGCUGCUGUGCAGAUUGCGAAGGCACGUGGAGCGACGGUGAUUGCAACGGCUGGGACGGAGAGGAAGAGGGAGGUCGCAAAAGCAUUUGGUGCGGACUAUGUUAUUGAUUAUCGGGAUAAGGCAUGGCCGGAGCAGGUGAAGGGGCUGUGUGCGAAGACUCGGAGCGGGAAUGGGAAGGCUGGUGUGGAUGUUGUUUAUGAUCCUGUCGGUAUGAUUGAUGCGAGUUUGAAGUGUGUAGCAUGGAACGCAAGGCUGUUGGUGAUUGGGUUUGCGGCAGGGAAUAUCGAGAAGGUUGCGCUGAACCGGGUCUUGUUGAAGAAUGUUAGCAUUGUGGGCUUGCAUUGGGGCCAGUAUGCACGGUUUGAGACGGAAACAGUAGGUAUGGUGUGGAAGGGGAUCUUUGAUCUGAUUGCGCAAGGGAAAUUCAAGGGCACGGCCUUCAAGGAUGAGAGCUUUAUUGGCUUGGGAAGUGUUCCUAAGGCUUUGCAGGCACUCGGCGGAAGGGAGACAUGGGGAAAGGUGGUUGUCCAGGUCAUCGAUGAUAGGGGUAGCAAGCUGUAGAUUACGUUUUUCCUUAUACGAGAGGCAAUGAUUGAUUGGAUUCUUAGAUAAAUAUAAAUUUUUCAGACGAAUAUGUGGUGUAGGUGCGCAAGGAGUCAUGCCCUCGUAGGAAUAGGAAAACAUGAACUAUGAAGGCCCUUGAUUUUUCUCGCAACCUUGAACCAUUCUAAGUUCGAACCGAGACGGUCCAGCAAAUCCAACUCCGUUCAGGCACAGCCACAAGACGUGGCAUGUGUUGACCGUCCUUCACAAGAAGAGCCCGUGGCUAUGUCUGCCUCCAUAAGUCCGCGGACCAUAGGAAAAAGCUAACAGGGACAGUUGGAUUAUGCGGUUGCCAAUGCAGAUCGGACGAGUGAAACGUUCAUCAUCGGGCUGCUGGAGUAUUGAGGUAAGAAGCAUGGCGUAUGACGUCUGUCGACUACAUCAUGAAU